Molecule: messenger RNA, 1125 nt
Organism: Lycium barbarum (goji berry)
Lineage: Eukaryota; Viridiplantae; Streptophyta; Magnoliopsida; Solanales; Solanaceae
Exons: 3
Coding region: 1-1125 (374 amino acids)
Source: RefSeq, a predicted model, not a curated record
AUGUGGGCUAAGCAUGGUUUGAAUAAGAUUGCUAUGCUUAAGAAUGGAAUAAUUUUGGUUCGAUUUGAUAGUGCAGUUGGUAAGAAUGCAGGAGGUAUUUACCAAUUUGAUAAUAAACCUUUCAUUGUGAAGGCUUGGGAUGAGGAUAUGAAAUUUUCUAGGGAUGAACUCUACUCAGUGCCUAUUUGGAUUAAAUUUCCAGGAUUGGAUUUCAAAUACUGGAGUGCUAAGGGGUUGAGUAAGAUUGGCAGUUUAGUGGGGAAACCAUUGAUGAGUGAUCACAACACAGAGAAAAAGAUAAGGCUGAAUUUUGCCAGACUAUUGGUUGAAGUAGACAUGGGUGCUGAACUACCAGAUGUAGUACUUUUCAGGAAUGAAAGGGGUAACAUCAUAGAUCAGAAGGUAGUUUAUGACUGGAAACCAACCUUAUGUUCCUUUUGCAAGAAAUAUGGACACACAGAUGAAGUUUGUAGAAAGAAGAAUCCUCCUAAACAGAAGGAACCUGAAGUGCCAAGAGUGCAGGAGAUUCAAGUGGUGCCACCAGGACCAAAGGCAGUGCAAUUAGUUCCUAAAGUUCAACCACAAAAGAAAAAUGGUGCAGGGGUUCAAGCAAUUCCAUCUGGGAAAACUGGGAAGCAACAAAGCACUCAGGAAGUGGCAAAAGCUCAAGGAACACAGCCUGAAACCCAAAAGCAAGCAAUGCAGCAUAAUAGUGCAGGAAAAGUGAUAUGGGUUACUCCAAUGAGAAUUAGGAGAUCAUCACCUCAGAAGCAGCAAAAGCAGAGUUCUAAUAAUGAUAAUCCUUUCUCAGGUUUAGAUAAACCAGGGCCUAGUCAGAGAAAUGAGGAGAAUGUGGAGAAUGUGAGAGGCCAGACCAUUCUAUCCAUAGGGAAUGUGUCAUUUGUGUAUGCGUUUAACACCAAGGAAGAAAGGAGACGUCUGUGGGAAUACUUAGACACUGUUGGUGCUGCUUGUCAAUUACCUUGGAUGAUCACUCGAGAUUUCAACUCAGUUCUUGAUAAAGAGGAUAGGUUGGGUGGUCAUACAGUGACCUGGGCUGAAGUGGUGGAUUUUCAAAAUUGGGUGGCUGAGAGUGGGGUGAUUGAAUUGCCUCAACAAGGUUAG